AUGACGUUUCUCCUUCUAGGUAAAGGCAGGAGUACGCCUCACAACGAGGCUGCGUGUCAUUCUGGAGAGGCCUGUGGAGGGAAUAAUACGGAAAAUCAUAAAGACAUCUUUAGAUCCCCUUCGGCAGGGAUGUUCCAGAACGACGGCCAGAAGCUGCAGGGGACUUUGUGCGACCAUCAGUUCAUCUCCAGCAACUACACUCCAUCAUACGGUCGUUUCUACUCGCCGCGGUAUCCUUCUAGUUACCCCAAGCAUAUCAAGUGCGCCUACAGAUUCAGAGCAAGGUCUAAAGAACGGAUUCGAGUUGUAUUCGAGGAGGUGACACUUCAGAAAGGAGACGUUAG
This is a messenger RNA of Homalodisca vitripennis (glassy-winged sharpshooter), 344 nucleotides long. Its product is annotated as deleted in malignant brain tumors 1 protein-like. NCBI's taxonomy places the organism in Eukaryota, Metazoa, Arthropoda, Insecta, Hemiptera, Cicadellidae. Gene Ontology annotation, cellular component: plasma membrane. The annotation marks the transcript as partial. The transcript has 3 exons. The record is from RefSeq and is a predicted model, not a curated record.